Sarcophilus harrisii (Tasmanian devil) is the source of this 5360-nucleotide messenger RNA. It is a transcript of the gene PRRG4, whose product is annotated as proline rich and Gla domain 4. The record is from RefSeq and is a predicted model, not a curated record. Bases 331 to 1011 code for a protein of 226 amino acids. The transcript has 6 exons. NCBI's taxonomy places the organism in Eukaryota, Metazoa, Chordata, Mammalia, Dasyuromorphia, Dasyuridae. Gene Ontology annotation, molecular function: calcium ion binding. Gene Ontology annotation, cellular component: extracellular region.
GGCCGAACUCGCCUCCACCGCCCGGGACUCCGCCCGCUCCAGGAAGCGCCAGGGAGCCCGCCCGCGGAACCCUCAGAGAGCCCGCCGCCAGCACCCCGCAGCCAGCGCUCCGUCCGGUGCCGGGGCAGCGGUCGCAGCAGCAGGUUUCUCCCGGGAGCGCGGCUGAGCGGUGCCGGCUGGCUGACCCGCAAUCAGGAGCCCAGGCUCUCAGCCUCCGCCGGCCCCGCUGACUUAGAAAGAAGUCGGGGCAGAAUCCGGGAUCCACUGCGGGCCUGGCAGAGACCGGACGGCCGCUCCGGAGCAUGUGCCAGCUGCUCCAGAUGCCAGACUAUGUUUAAACUUUUGGUUCUGCUCAGCAGUUUGCCUGCCAUUACCGUUGCGUUUCCUCCCUGCCCAAGAAGUCCUCAGGAGUCUACACAUGCUGGAAAAGACGUCUUUACAUCAAAAAAAGAAGCCAGCGUCUUCAUCCAUAGACGUCUCCUCCACAAUAGAUUUGACUUGGAACUCUUCACUCCUGGAGAUCUAGAAAGAGAGUGUCAUGAGGAACUGUGCAACUAUGAGGAGGCCAGGGAGAUCUUUGGGGAUGACGACAAAACGAUGGCAUUUUGGAAGGAUUAUUCAGUUCGAGGACCAAGCACAAGAUCAGAUGGUGAGAGAGAGAAGAUCGAUGUUAUGGGACUUCUGACUGGAUUAAUUGUAGCUGGAGUGUUCUUGGUUAUCACUGGAUUACUUGGUUAUUAUUUCUGCAUCACCAAGUGCACAAGAAGAAGACAGCCAUGUUCCUCAGCUGUCUAUGUAAGAACGGGUCGACACCAUCCAACUAUUAUUUUUAGAAGACAUGAGGAAUCUGCCUUAACCCCGUCACCUCUUCCCCCAGAGGAUUCAGGACUGCCUUCUUAUGAACAAGCUGUGGCACUGACUGGAAAAUAUGAUGUUCCACCUCCUCCAUAUCCUGGACCAGCAAGAGGGUUUAAGGUGUUUAAAAAGUCUAUGUCACUACCUUCCAACUAAAUCCCAUGUCAAUUUGAGAAAUGGAUGUUUAUUCAAAGAAGGAGCCAUGACUCAGUUCUCCAGUAGCUUAAAGGGCUGGCCAUUCCACUCCUGUAAAGGUAUUAAGAUGCCUGGUUGUUUACUCCAGAUAUCUGGACUUUUACUCUGACAUCAGAAUAAUGAGGAAAUGGGCUUCAUUUUGUGUGGAUAUGUGUGUGUAGGUAGGAGGCAAGCACUGAUUUAAAUUUAGGAGUAUUCAGAUCAUUAGCCCUAAUCAGCUAUAUUAGGCAAAAGAUUACUAAUUAUAGUGUUCUGAAGGAAAAGCCACAUAUCCACUAUAACAGAAAGGGUUCUAGAUUGGUUGUGUUGAGAAUUGAAUUAAUGUUAAUACGAGAAUUUUUUAUUCUGAGGCAUCUUGCGUCGAGAUACUAAAUAUUUUGUCCCCUGUUGAUUUUAACCAUCCAGCAAAAGAAACCUUGUGAAAAGUUUUUAAAUCUCAUGAUGAAUCAGUGGUCUUUAAAACAUAAAAAGGAAUCCUGAUGCUUAUUGUAUAUAAAAUAGCACAUAAUAUUCCUUACAGGUAUUUGUACUUAAAGAUUAUGUCCAGUUAUACAAUAGUGGGAAAAUACCUUCAUUUUGAUCCAAUGGAUGCUGCCAUUAGAGCUUGGGGGUCAGAGGUACAGUGACACAAAGUUGCAGAUUAUAAAUCUAAUUCUUUCAUAUCACCAAAAGUGUUUCUAGGACCUAGAAUCUCUAGAUUCUGUGUGAAUCUGCCCAUCCCACGAGGAAAUAGUUGAAUUCCAUCUGUAUAACUAAUAUGUUUGGUUCAUAUGAGAUUACUCAGGUUGGAAGUUUUGUUCUAACUUAUAACUAAGUUUAAUCAGGAAAUGAUAAUUUAUUUAUCCUCUUAUUAUCUACAUUCUAGUUAAAGAUGUAUAUGAUUUUGUCACCAGUGAUCCUUUGCAUCUCUGGGAUAUGUUUUCUCAGACAUUAAAGCACACUUAAAAUGAUCACUCAACCCAAAUUCCCUAAAUAUCCUCUCUUCUACUGUCAUUCUUUCUUUAAAAACUUAAAUGAACUUGAACUUUCUAUUUAUAGAUGUAUAGAUGUACAUAUUUUUUCCCCCUGUGGGGUGAGAUCAAACAAUACCAUAUCCCUGAGAUGGGAAAUAGAAAAUUCUAUUCCUUAAAUAUUUGUCAAUUAUUACAUUAUUUUUUUUUGUUUUAUAUGAUAAUUUACAGGGUUGUUUUUUAAGGGGGGAGGCUAGAAUUAAUUUGUCAAUUUGAUGAUAUGUGCUAAACCAAAGUGGUACUGUUGGUUUAGAUAAUAUAAAUCACACACCUAAGUUGGAGGGGUUUAUAUUCUUGGAUAGUAAGAUCUUAUUCAACACAGGCAAAAAUAAGAUCUUUGCCACUCUAAACUUCUCAAGGUUUUGUACUCUAGGCAUGUUUUUUUCAUAGUCCCUUCCAUUUUUUGGCCCAUUUGUCACUAACCUAGUUACAAAUUCACAGACUGUCAGAGGUACAUGUUUCACAUCCUCAUUGUACAGAAGAGGAAAAACAAGACCCAUAGUGGGGAAAGCACUUGCCUAAUACCAUCCAAUUCAUAAGUGGAAGAAUCAGAAACUUCACAUUUAAUUUGAAAAAGUAGCCUUUUCUUUUAACUACACAUUACUACCUACCAAAAAAUACUAUAAAUAAUUAUGCACUAAUUUUACAUAACACUUCUUCUUGAAUUAUUAUAAAUACUUUUUCUAGUAUAAAGACUUCAUUUCUCUCCCACAACCUGUUUUCUGCCUUUGACAAUGGAUAAUCUAACAGAUAUCCUUCAGGGAGACCAAAAUUUCCCAGGGAGUUCAGGACAGGACUGAAAUAGAAAUUUUUCUUCAAACCCCGAAUUGGCUCACAAGAUCACACAUUACCUAAUGAUAUGUUAGUCAAAAUUUGUCUUUAUUUAAAAUUGAUGAUUGAAAUGUGCCUUUCUCCUAAAUGACAGUAGGAGUUUUUCUUCUGAAAUGUUGUGAGUCCUGCCCAUUGACACACAAGCUACAUCCAAAUUAGCUUCAGAGCCUCUGACUCCCUCCUUGCUAUAUGGCACUUAUCAUUAAUCAUAAAACUUUAAUAUGAAAUGAAUUAAUCUCUGAUUCAUCUUCAGAGAAACUGUGAAAUCCAUGGUGUUUGUAGAGUAUCUCUACAAUUCAUGAUAAGAGGGAAGACUCUAAUUGACAAAUGGCUUUAUUAAAUGCAACAUUUCAAUAUUAACUUAUUAUAAUUUUUAAAGUUGUAUCCUAUUACUUAUUUUUAUUCCUUUUUUUUGUCGUUUAGUAUUUACUAUGAGAUCUCUAUUGUUUCAAAAUGCUAUCACCUCGCGUUCCACUGAGCACAAAGUUUCCCAGAUAAUUAGACUAGGGUUGGGUUUUUUGUUUUGUGUUUCAUUUUAAAUUAGAGAUUGGAUGGAAUGGAGGCUUUCUUUUCAUUUGGUUUGAAAGAAGCUGGCUAAUAAAUCAUGACAGCUUCAGUGUGGUGAUUCUGUUGGGCCAACCAAGUCCAGGAGAUAAGUGAUUCACUUUUACAAAGAAUAUCUCUUAAAAAAAAAAAAAAAGAAUUCUAUCUGUGGUGUUUUGAUUCUUUCCAGAUGUCUGUAAAUUUAUAAUAGAGAGUAUAAGAAACUCAAGUUUAUUUUUAAAAGUUUAAAUAAUAAACUAUUGUAUCUUCAUUUGCCAUUAUGGUCUAAAAUAAACUACCAUUUUAUAUGGGGAUAGUGGUAGGGGAAAGGAUCUUAUCCCUUACCUCGGGUAACUUGCGGCAAUGUAUUCCCCACCAAUAAAUUAUGAAUGUGUAUGAAUGUAUCAAAUUGUUUAUGGUCCUAGGUGACACACUAGCAAAACUAAAAACAGUAACAUCUUAAAUUGUUCCUCAAAACUCGUUUCCAGAAUUGAAUUCUAGCACAUUCUUGCAUUUUUAACAUAGGGCAUUAAUUUCUAGGAUAAAAAAGACAGCAAAAAAACCUCACAUCCAUGACUGUUUUUAUAUCUUCAUUGAAUAUGAACUCAUCUAUUGUACUACGCCAUUAAUUGAAUAUGAAAAAUUUAGAAAUAUUUGUUUAUAUAUAUAUAUAUAUAUAUAUAUGUGUGUGUGUAUAUAAAACUGUGUAUAAAUAUAUGUGCAGUUGAUUUAUUUUCUCUGGAGUGUUUGUCAUUUCUGUGGAUAAAAAUCUUCCUGACAUUUGGCUAAGUUAGAUGGUAUGAUCUAGAUGCUUCUGAAUGAAUGGGCCAAAACCCAUCUCUUCUGCGCACUAAGUCAGCCAGUCAGAUAACAUUUUAAGUGGCUACCAUGUACAAAACCUUGGAUCAGACAGUUCUGUUGGAUGACAGAGCUUCCAUUAUAACAGACAGUGACUAAACUGUCAUAAUAUGAAACAAUAGAGAUAAAGAUAGGACCUGUAAUUUCAUUGAUAAGAAAGAAUUCCCACAUGAGGAAGAAUAGGAAAUGGUAGUUUUAUAAAAAAUGGAUAAGGUGAUAGUGGGAGAUCUGUGAGCUAAUAAUUACAAUGAAUUUUUUAAAUUUCAAGAAGGUUUAUUUUUCAAAUAUGACCCAAAAAUGUUCCAGAAAUUGUGGGUACUACAUAUUUAGAUACUUUAAUGAGGACAUUGAGUAAUGCUCGUAUUACAGGUCACUCAUGUCAAUAGAAAAUUGAAGACUGACCUUAGUUAUUGACUCUACCUCCUGUGUUCCCAGGAGAGUCAAUUAUUCCUCGGGCAGGAUUUUGUUCCUACUUUUCAGUGUGUCUAUUAUUAGAAGAGAGAAGAAUCUAGGAUGGGGGAAGGGAAGAUACUAAGGAUGAAAAAGGUUAGCUUUCAGUGACAAUUACAUUCAGGUUUUUAAAGUUAGACAUUACCAUUGCUGGGCAUUUCUCAAAAUCAGCCUCAGGUUCCAAAGAUUUCAUUCAGGAGAAAGCAAGGGGGAGAAGCUUUAAGAUCAUGUACUUAAACAUAGAAUUUGCAAAAUGGCAACAAAUCACCCACUGUGCACAGAAUUAGUUAUUAGUAAAAAUAUUUUAGUUCUGAACUCAUUGAGAAUGGAUUCAUUUCCCAUGUUUUCUAUUCAGUUGCACUUUAAAAGGCUGAGUUUCCACAUUAGUGUAACCUGAUACUGUAGAGAUUUAAAAUUUUCUGAUCAGUUAAAAACAUUUCUCUUUGGUUAUGUGAGGCAAUCUGCCCAAUGUGUACUGGUAUUUUUAUCCAUUAGAACAAUCAACUUUUUUUUUUUUUAAAAAGCACAUCUUCCCUAAAAUCUUCAAUGUAUCAUAAAUCAUCAUUUAUUAUUAUGUACAUUUUUAUAAUAUAAAUUGUAUAAUAAACUUGAUUUAUA